Molecule: messenger RNA, 2503 nt
Organism: Quercus robur (English oak)
Lineage: Eukaryota; Viridiplantae; Streptophyta; Magnoliopsida; Fagales; Fagaceae
Product: inactive protein kinase SELMODRAFT_444075-like
Exons: 8
Coding region: 92-2290 (732 amino acids)
Biological process (GO): protein phosphorylation
Molecular function (GO): ATP binding; protein tyrosine kinase activity
Source: RefSeq, a predicted model, not a curated record
UAGUGCUAAACUAAACAAAGUCUCUAGUCUCUACGCAUUUCUGAGGCAUCGAAAAAGCAAGAAGGCCCCCCGAGAAACGAGGACUCAAUUAAUGUUGCCAGAAGAGAUGGAAGGUAGCGAAAGGCAAAGCCGCUCCACCACCAACAACAGAGCGUCGCAUAAAGUAUUAGUCGCCGUUAAAGCCGAGAAGGUGAUUUCAAAGGCUGCAUUAGCAUGGGCUCUAACGCACGUCGUUCAUCCUGGCGAUUGCAUAACUUUGCUCGCCAUAAUUCCCAAGGAGAAAACUAGUAGAAGGUUCUGGAACUUUACGCUAUUUAGAGGAGACUGUGGGAGCAGCCAACGAGAGAAGUUGCCGGAAAAGAUUUAUCAGAUCUCGGAGUCUUGUUCUCAGAUGGCUCUUCAGUUUCGCAACCAAAUUGAGGUUAAAGUGAGGAUUAAGGUGGUGUCAAGUUCACCCGGUGGUGCUGUGGCUGCUGAAGCAAAGAGCAAUGGUGUCAACUGGGUCGUACUUGAUAAGAAAUUGAAACAAGAGCGGAAGCGUUGCAUGGAGGAAUUGCAGUGCAACAUUGUAGUAAUGAAGGGUGGUCAACCAAAAGUCCUUAGGCUUAAUUUAGGAUGCUCAAAUGAGCUCCAAACACCCUUCUUUUCUGCCACUUCUACACCAGGAAUAGAUGGUGAAAAGUUGCAAGGCCAUCAAAUGAAGCAGUCUAUGGUUUCUACCCCACAGAGCAGCCCUGAAGAAUCAAGUACUUCCCACACAAGAAAUACAUGGGAAAGUUCACGAUGGAGUUAUGACACAGCGAGUUCUCUUCACCUUGUCUAUGGACAAAAUCCUCUCUUUGAAGGACAACACAAUGGAAUUCACAAGCCGAUUGCUAAGCGAAGAGACCUGAAUGUCCCACUGUCAACCCCUGAAUUGAACGGGCAAAGGUUUACCUCUCUGUCUAAACCCCCAACACCAUCUUUAGCUAGAAAUCAAAAGAGAGUUCUUUGGAUUCCCCAAAACCACCUUGUUGAUGAAAAGUCCCCUACAACUCAAAACUAUGGAAAAACUAAAGAAAUUAGAUCUCCAACUUCCAAAAGUCUACUUGAUAAGUUUGUUGACUCUGAUCAAGAUAAGGGGAGUAAUAGAGCCAGCAUCGAUCAAAUGAGUCAGGGAGACCAUACUACAAACUCAAGCAUCAGGGAUGCCGUUUCAAUUGGUAGAAAUUGCUCAAUACCUCCUCCUUUAUGCUCACAAUGUCAACACAAAGCACCUGUUUUUGGAAAACCUCCAAGACAUUUCUCUUACAAAGAGCUAGAGGAAGCUACAGACGGGUUCUCAGAUAUAAAUUUCUUAGCAGAAGGUGGUUUCAGUACAGUUCACCGGGGCAUGCUGAGAGAUGGCCAGGCCGUUGUAAUUAAGCGAUUAAAGUUUGGUGGCUCUCAAUCACAUUCUGAUUUCUGCAGGGAAGUGCGGAUAUUGAGCUGUGCGCAACACAGAAAUGUUGUGUUGUUGAUUGGGUUUUGCAUUGAGGAAAGGGAGAGAGUGUUGGUCUAUGAGUACAUAUGCAAUGGAUCCUUGGACUUCCAUUUGAAUGGAAACAACACAACCCUUUUAGAUUGGCAGUCAAGGUUAAAGAUAGCAAUAGGGACGGCACGGGGCUUACGAUAUAUUCACGAGGACUGCAGAGUGGGUUCUAUAGCGCACAGAGAUCUGCGACCCAACAAUAUCCUCCUAACCCACGAAUUUGAGCCUCUGAUUGCUGGUUUUGGGCUUGCUAGGUGGCACUCUGAAUGGGAUAUCAGCACUGAGGAUCAAGUUAUUGGAACUUCGGGGUACCUGGCACCAGAAUACUUGGAAGGUGGACAAAUUACAAAUAAAGUUGAUGUGUAUGCAUUUGGCGUUAUUUUAUUAGAGCUAAUGACAGGUAAAAGAAUGGAUGAGCUGCAAUAUAUCGAGAGACAGCAGUUCCUGUCUGAAUGGUUCCACCCACUAGCCGCAUUAGAACCAGGACAUGUUAUAGCAAAUAACUAUCAUUUACUGGAUCCAUGCUUGACCUGUGAACCAUCCUUUGACUUCCCUCAUCAACUAGAGGCAAUGUGUCGAGCUGCUUCCUUGUGCCUACGUCGAGAUCCUGAAUCCAGACCCCCAAUGUCAAAGGUUCUCAGAGUGCUAGAAGGAGGAGAUUUAGUUCCUCUGGGUUUAGACUUGAACACAGUCGGGUGUAGAAGUGGCCAUUUGGGUGGUAUCAGCUCAUUUAGACAACCUGAACUGAAGAGAAAGCAUUCACGUAGGCUCUCACAUUGAACAAUUGGUUGGCUUUUGGAUGAGAGGACUUCUAAUUACAUGUAUAGUUGAAAUGGAUUGUUUUUUAACUGGUGAGUAGGCAGCAUAUGGCAAUUAUCCACUUAAAUAUAUAGAUUACAUUUUGUUACGGCUGUCAUAUCAUUUUUGUAUCAUCUUCACUGUUUUAUAGGAAUUAUAAUUUAAGUCCUCAUAUAUGUCAGAUAUUUUUCUCAA